Molecule: messenger RNA, 291 nt
Organism: Penicillium oxalicum
Lineage: Eukaryota; Fungi; Ascomycota; Eurotiomycetes; Eurotiales; Aspergillaceae
Exons: 1
Coding region: 1-291 (96 amino acids)
Biological process (GO): RNA processing
Molecular function (GO): ribonuclease III activity
Source: RefSeq, a predicted model, not a curated record
AUGACUUUCAAAAAUCGGUUUGCACCUUUUACUGUACAAACUACAAUCAGACUGAAGACUAUGGGACAAGAAUCCAGUCCAGAAUUUGAGAAAGUGAUUGGACAUCAUUUCCAUGACCAAGGAUUGCUGGAAGAGGCUUUAGAAGAGUCAGGGCUAUCAUCAGCAGGAAAUGAGCGGCUCGCCUUAGUAGGAGACAAAAUACUCGCCCUUAUGCUGCUUCGUCGUUGGUAUCGUGAAGGCAACACCACAGGUAUGUUUACCUCUUCAAGAUUUGACAUCAGGCUAAUAUAA